ACCUUAACGCAACUCCGUUCAUAAUUAGUCGUAAUCCCUACAACCAAUACCAAUAUUAUUGAUAUUAUUAAAAAUGUAUGUUUCUAACAGCGAGCCAACUCGGCUACCGUCUUAUAAGCGAAACAGUCCAUGUCUAUCUUAUGAAGUAGAGCUUGCGAACUCAUUAUUGAGCCGAGUUCAAGUAGAGCUCAAAACAAACACUAGUCAAGGUUUGAAUAAAUGAGCCGAACUUGAACUCGAUCGGAUUCAGUUCCUUUAUUAAUGAGGCAAGCUCGAGUUCAACUUGUUAAAUAAUGAGUUGAAACUAAACUUGAAUGUGCUCAAUUAUAGUUCUAAUCAUGCCCUAUACAUAGAAACAAUUGGCGCUACUCGUUUAAUAAUGAGUCGAGUCCAAAACAUACUCAACUCAUUUAUAGGCUUAAUUAUGCCUUAGACACAGAGGCCAUUGACACUAAUUAUGUAAUGCUCCCUAACUAUGAUACCACACCAUCGUAGUCUUGUACAAAUUUUACUAAUGGCCCAAAACUAUUUAACUUUAUUGACAAAGACCAGCAACCUUCUAAUAAUUAUUAUUCGAGAAAACAAGGAUUAGUGGAAAUCGCAUAGGGUUCCAUUCGAUUCACUUAACUGUUUCCCCACUAUGAGACCCUAUUUUCUCAUACAGAAAACACAAGAGCCAUGCAACGUUGCUGUCUACAACUGAUUGAAGAAACUUUUUCUUAUAAAAAGGUAGAAAAAUCAAGCAGCCAACAACUCCCAAUAACCCCCAUUACUUAAAUAUUUAACACAGAAUCCUGAUCGUGAGUAAUGGGUCGCGAAAAAGACAAGCAAAUCAGGUGAAAAUGGGAGACAGCAAAGUUCGAAAAGUAUUUCUUUCCUACAAAAUAUUUCUAUCUUGGAUAGUUAUUGGAUAAUAUGAUCCAAUAAUCAUGAUUUAUAUAUUAAGAAAAAAUUCCAGAAUAUACUAAUUAUUAAAAAAAAUUCCUAAAAUACAGUAGUUAUAAAAAUAUUUUUCAAAAUACAGCAGUUUGAUAAUCACCGCCAUAGACCAAGACAGUGAUGAUAAUCGCCGUCGUUGUCAACAACGGUGAAUAAGUCACCGUUGUCGUCUAAGACAGUGAAACACUCACUGUUGUCGACAAAAACGGUGAUAAGAUCACCGCAGUAGAGAAUAAUGGGGAAAACCAAGACCGUUAAAGAGGAGAACGGUGAGAGGACGCGGAUCGCUAACGUGGAUAAUCUCGGGCUAUUCACCGCUGUAAACAAAUGCGGGGAAAGCCCCGCUGUCCACGUUAGCGAUCCCUGUCGAGAUGCCCCAUUCACCGUUAACGUCCGAUGUGGUGAAGCGCAGAUUCUGGUUUUUCUCCUAGAUCGAUCCGACGCUUCACAGCUCGCCACGCCAGCGAUCCAGACGCUUCCCCAUCUUCGAGAAAAGCGGGCACUUCACCGCAUUUGAAGAGAGCGGUGAUUGCUCUCUAAAUUUCCAGUGCCACUUCCCCCUAUAAAUAGCACUCUUCCCUCCUCAUUCCAAACCACAUCACCAUUUUAUACUUCUUCCUCCCUACAUUCCUUCACUCUAGUUUCGUUCUAAGUAUGCUCUAUGGUUGCGGCUAAGUAUGAUCUUCCAUAGGGAUGGCAAAAAUAUCCGUAAUCGUGGAUAUCCACCCGAAUCCGACCUAAUCGGGUAGGGUAAAACCCGAGCCCGAAGCAUUUUUUGUGGGUACGGGUAAAACCCGAACCCGAAUAUUGCGGGUAAUGGGUGGGCAUGGUUAUCUCACUAUCCAACCCGAACCCGCCCGAUUAUACACAUGGAUAUGUAUUUUGUUUAGAAAUAAUCAUUAUGUUUCUCUAGAAUAUUUUAUAUUUAGCAUAUAAAUAUAAUAUUUUCAUGAAAUUAUGUUGUUUUAAUUAAUUUUCGUCAUUCUAGUGAAUUAUUGUCGUACUUUUCCUCUUACGUAAUGUGAAUAUACGUGUGAAUGUUAACAUAUUGGUUGGAAUAAUAAGGAGAAAUUAUUACCCAUGGAUAACCGUGGAUACCCGAAACCCGAACGGGUAUGGGCAUGGUUUUAAUUUUCUAUUCAUUUCUUGUGUGAGUAUGGGUAUGGGUAAAACCCGAACUACAUUGGAUAGGGUAAUGAAUAUGCACUAUCUGCCCCCGACCCGACCCAUUGCCAUCCCUAAUCUUCCAUAUCAGAAACAAUUACAAGAGUUUUUUUUGUUUACAAUCUUUUGCUCUAAAGUUCCGUCGAUACUCUCUCCAGCUUUCGCCAAAAAAUGGAUGAAGAGGCUCUAAGAGUACUUAGUUUUUUUUUCUUUUGUGAUAUUAUUUUAAAUGGGUUUGAAAUAAUCUGAUUUCAUUUCA
Molecule: messenger RNA, 2362 nt
Organism: Linum trigynum
Lineage: Eukaryota; Viridiplantae; Streptophyta; Magnoliopsida; Malpighiales; Linaceae
Source: the annotation of a GenBank genome assembly